AUGUCGACCGCGGCGCUCGCGUCGACGUCCGCGCGGACGCGCGCGCGGCGGCCCUCGCGCGCGGCGGCGGUCGGCCGUCGCGCGCGGCGUCGCGGCGUCGUUCGCGCGAUCGCCACCGCCGCCGACGACGCCGAGGAGGAGGACGCCGUCAACUCGUCCGCCGCCGCGCCCGCGGAGAAGGAGGAGGCUGUCGUCGCGUGGGUCGUCCGCGCGGCGACGCGCGACGACCUCGACGCGCUCGUCGCGACCGCGGCGCUCUCCGGCGUGUCGUGGACCGCGUCGCAGAUCGAGGACGAGCUCGAGAACGCCGUCGCGCGCGUCCUCGUCGCGUCGGCGCCGGAGGAGGACGACGAUCUCGCCGACGACGCCGACGUCCCGCGCGCGUCGUCGUCGUCGUCGUCGUCGUCUUCUUCUUCCUUCGCCGGCCUCGCCGUCGCGUGGUCCGUCGCGGGCGAGACGCAGAUCCUCGAGGUCGCGACCGCGCCGUCGCGUCGCCGCCGCGGCGUCGCCACCGCGCUCGUGCGCGCGGCGCUCGACCUCAACCCGACGGGCGAGGCUUUCCUCGAAGUCCGCGCGUCCAACGACGCCGCGCUCGCGCUGUACGCCGCCCUGGGGUUCGCGCGCGUCGGCGCGAGGAGGGCGUACUACGCAAACCCUGUCGAGGACGCGGUGCUCAUGCGCCGCGCGCCGCCGGUCGUCAGCGCGCGCGAGCUCACGCGGUUGAUGGCGGGGCUGUCUCCGGCGGAGGCGAGGAAGCCGCCGCCGACGGCGAGGGGAGAGGAGGAGGCGCGCGACCCGUGGACGCCGCACCCGCAGGAUUUGCCGCGGGACCGGCCCGCGUUCGUGAGGCGCGAUAGCGGCGCGGAGGGCGGCGGCGGCGGCGGGUUUAAGUUUAGGAGCCGCAUAUCCAAGCGGUGA
Messenger RNA from Micromonas pusilla CCMP1545, 918 nucleotides. RefSeq lists its product as uncharacterized. The record is from RefSeq and is a predicted model, not a curated record. The transcript has a single exon. Bases 1 to 918 code for a protein of 305 amino acids. NCBI's taxonomy places the organism in Eukaryota, Viridiplantae, Chlorophyta, Mamiellophyceae, Mamiellales, Mamiellaceae. Gene Ontology annotation, molecular function: acyltransferase activity, transferring groups other than amino-acyl groups.